AUGUCUGAACAAAAGAGCAAAGCCGAAAUCAUCGCUGAGCGUCAAGCCAACCUUCCCCUCCCAGAAGACCCACCUGUCGCCUCAGACUGGAACUCUGCCGAUGCCCGAACAGUCAACGUCGCUGCUGGAGAGCGUCAAUCUGAAAUUUCUACUGGUGAUGCUUCAUCGACUGGAUUGAGAGAACCUGCUACUGCUGGAAGUGGCGUCAACGACCCUCAUUCAAUCAUUAAAGAAAGUGCGGGCCCCGUAGCCUCAGAUUCCCUCGCAGCAGAGUCCGACACCUUCUCGGAGAACCGUAACUCAGAACCUCAAUCUGUCUCUGGUUCCAACUCUACCUUUGCAAACACCAAUACAUCCGGAGUAAUUCGUCUCGACCCUGCUUCUGACGCUGAGUCUCGUCAGGCACAGGAGAACUGGGCUUCUGAGCGUUCUUAUCCCGAUGCUCUAGGAGGUCAAUCUAAGCGUACCGCUGUUGAGAAUACUCAGGGUUCAUAUCAGACUGGUGGCUCGAGCAGCAAUGCUGGCACAGCGCCAAGCUAUGUGAACAGCCAGUAUGUUGAUGCAGGGGGACCGAAAGGGAAGAAUUUGACAGAGGGAGGUUUUGACGAGAACGCCAAGAACGCGAGCUUCAAUCAGGAUAUUGGUGGAAAGAACGAUCCUGGACGAUUGGCAGAACAGAAGUUUGAAAGAGAAAAUGCUGAUGCGGCUGGGACUGCAGGCAUGCCCAAGCAGCAAGGCGUGUCCGGUGACAACACCUACGAUACUCUUGGUGGUGACACUUCUGCAUGA
This is a messenger RNA of Mollisia scopiformis, 789 nucleotides long. RefSeq lists its product as uncharacterized. The transcript is spliced from 2 exons. Lineage: Eukaryota; Fungi; Ascomycota; Leotiomycetes; Helotiales; Mollisiaceae. The coding region runs from base 1 to 789 and encodes 262 amino acids. The record is from RefSeq and is a predicted model, not a curated record.